AAGGUGGUAUUAAUAAAUGAAAUAUUUACAAGAAAAGAAAAUCAAAAAGAGAAAUUAACAGUUAGAGUUUUAGGUUUAUUAAAAGAAAUUAAUAUUGGAUCACAACUUGGCAUACUCGAAUUUGAAGGAUUUUCGAUUGUUUUCUCUCUAAGCUCAUUUAUCUCAAAUUUGCCAUCAAAACUAAACUGCACUAUCAAAUUACUGGUGAACUAUAUAAAACAAAUACAACACAAAAAGAAUAUAUUCAAGAAAAGAAAAUUGGUAUCUGAUGAAAAUAUUAACGAGGAAUUUAUGUUAAAUGCACGAAUUUAUAGAUUAGUGGAAGAUAUAGAUAUUAAUUUAUUUAAAGAAUCCUUAUCAGUAAAAAGAAAAUUUGAAUCCCAAAUUAAUAAAAAUAAAAUAAUGUAA
Molecule: messenger RNA, 408 nt
Organism: Dictyostelium purpureum
Lineage: Eukaryota; Evosea; Eumycetozoa; Dictyosteliales; Dictyosteliaceae
Exons: 1
Biological process (GO): negative regulation of telomere maintenance via telomerase
Cellular component (GO): CST complex
Molecular function (GO): single-stranded DNA binding; telomeric repeat DNA binding; telomerase inhibitor activity
Source: RefSeq, a predicted model, not a curated record